Messenger RNA from Nomascus leucogenys (northern white-cheeked gibbon), 2045 nucleotides. It is a transcript of the gene BEND5, whose product is annotated as BEN domain containing 5. Gene Ontology annotation, biological process: negative regulation of DNA-templated transcription. The record is from RefSeq and is a predicted model, not a curated record. NCBI's taxonomy places the organism in Eukaryota, Metazoa, Chordata, Mammalia, Primates, Hylobatidae. Gene Ontology annotation, molecular function: DNA binding. Bases 925 to 1683 code for a protein of 252 amino acids. The transcript has 7 exons.
GGGGGAGCCUGGGUCCUGGGGAGCUUCCCCUGCCCCCCCCAGCACCGCGGCGAGACUCGCGCCCCCCGCCGGAUCCCCACCUCCGCGCCCGCCCCGCGGGCUGAGCGGCCCGACCGGGGCCCGCCCCCGGCGCCCACCAUGUAUGCCUUUGUGCGGUUCCUGGAGGACAACGUCUGCUACGCGCUGCCCGUGUCGUGCGUGCGCGACUUCAGCCCCCGCUCGCGGCUGGAUUUUGACAACCAGAAGGUGUACGCCGUUUACCGGGGCCCGGAGGAACUGGGCGCCGGGCCUGAGAGCCCCCCGCGCGCCCCCCGCGACUGGGGAGCGCUGUUGCUCCACAAGGCCCAGAUCCUGGCGCUGGCAGGCCGUUGGUACCUCCUUGGAGUGAGGAGCAAGAAGGAUAUUGUCCGAUCCUCUAGGUGGGAGCCCCUCCUCACAGAGGGAAGCUAUGACAUCCUUGUCCCAUCCGGGCCAACAUUGGACAGGAUGAGGAGGCAAUGAACCUCAGUGCACUGGGCGCCACACCACACUCUCCCGCCCCUCCCUGGCCGGGUGGCAGAGAAGACAAAUCUGACCUUGAAAACAGUGUGAUGCAGAAGAAAAUAAAAAUCCCCAAGCUUUCUCUUAAUCAUGUAGAAGAAGAUGGAGAGGUUAAAGAUUAUGGGGAAGAAGAUUUACAGCUUAGACACAUCAAGGAUUGUCUGGGGAAAUAUUGAGCUGCAGUCCAAGAAAGUCCCAGCUGCCCUUGCCUGAACUGAUUCUCGUUGUCCUACACAGAGACCUGAGGGGCGUAAGCCGAGCGAAGUGGCGCACAAGAGCAUCGAGGCAGUGGUGGCUCGGCUAGAGAAGCAGAACGGCCUGAGCCUGGGCCAUAGCACGUGUCCGGAAGAGGUCUUCGUGGAGGCCUCGCCAGGCACAGAGGACAUGGACAGUCUAGAAGAUGCUGUGGUGCCCCGGGCUCUGUAUGAGGAGCUGCUGCGCAACUACCAGCAGCAACAGGAAGAGAUGCGCCACCUCCAGCAGGAGCUGGAGCGGACUCGGAGGCAGCUGGUGCAACAGGCCAAGAAGCUCAAGGAGUACGGGGCACUUGUGUCUGAAAUGAAGGAGCUCCGUGACCUUAACCGGAGGCUCCAGGAUGUGCUGCUCCUGCGGCUUGGCAGCGGUCCCGCCAUUGAUCUGGAAAAAGUAAAGUCAGAAUGUCUCGAGCCCGAGCCGGAGUUACGGAGCACUUUCAGUGAGGAAGCAAAUACGUCGUCCUAUUACCCUGCUCCUGCGCCUGUCAUGGACAAGUAUAUCCUAGACAAUGGCAAGGUCCAUCUGGGAAGCGGGAUUUGGGUUGAUGAGGAGAAAUGGCACCAGCUACAAGUAACCCAAGGAGAUUCCAAGUACACGAAGAACUUGGCAGUUAUGAUUUGGGGAACAGAUGUUCUGAAAAACAGAAGCGUCACAGGAGUCGCCACAAAAAAAAAGAAAGAUGCAGUCCCUAAACCACCCCUCUCGCCUCACAAACUAAGCAUCGUCAGAGAGUGUUUGUAUGACAGAAUAGCACAAGAAACUGUGGAUGAAACUGAAAUUGCACAGAGACUCUCCAAAGUCAACAAGUACAUCUGUGAAAAAAUCAUGGAUAUCAAUAAAUCCUGUAAAAAUGAAGAACGAAGGGAAGCAAAAUACAAUUUGCAAUAAACUUUGGAUUUUUCAUAAAGCUUUCGUGUUUUCCUUGUGUGGCAUGUGAUUUGCGAGCGAUGGUGCCGUCCAAAUCAGACCCCACCAUGCGUGGUGGUGUGUGGGCAGGGAUCCAUCGGGUUCUGGGGUCAGCGGCUUGUUCUGAGUGUGGACACUCCAAAGAAGACAGAUGGCUUUGCUGAGACUCAGGAGCAGCCUGGCACUGGUGUCCUUCUGGGAAUGGGGAAAACACUCUUCCUGGAGGGGGAUAAGGUUGCCUGAGUUGCCUGUCACUUGACUGGAUUUGAAUGGAUAUUUUUACCAUCCAAGGACUUCUUUGUGGCUCUAUUUUGUUCUAUAAUAAAUUUUCAUGAAUUCUUUGA